AUGGCGCCUUCUUUCGCAGGCAUGUCCGGCAGGAAACUGUCGCUGGCCGUAUCGACCAUUGCCACUAUGGGUUUCUUGCUGUUCGGUUAUGAUCAGGGUGUCAUGUCGGGUAUCAUCAAUGCCACCGACUUCGACGACGUCUUUACUGCGGCCAAGAAUGACAGCGUCAUGCAGGCCUUGAUUACUGCCGUUUAUGAGGCCGGAUGUUUGUUCGGUGCUAUGUUUGCUCUAUUCACUGCCGAUCGGCUUGGUCGUCGUCGCAUGGUCAUGCUUGGUGCUACCAUCAUGAUCAUCGGUGUUUUGAUUCAGGUUACCUCCUUCCCCGGUCAUAUCCCUUUGCUGCAAUUUAUGUUCGGUCGUGUUAUUACCGGUAUUGGUAACGGCAUGAACACCUCAACUAUCCCUACCUACCAGGCUGAGUGCUCGCGUACCAGCAACCGUGGUCUGCUGAUCUGUAUCGAGGGUGGUAUCAUCGCCAUUGGUACGUGUAUCGCCUACUGGAUCGACUUUGGUGCCUCUUACGGUCCUCCCGGCCUCACCUGGCGUUUCCCUAUUGCCUUCCAGAUCGUCUUCGGUCUCAUCAUCGUCAUCGGCAUGUACUUCUUGCCCGACUCCCCUCGUUACCUUAUUUCCCGUGGCAAGGUUCACGAGGGUGAGUACGCACUCGCUGCCCUUGCUGGCUUGGAGAUUGAGGACGAGGAAACCCAGCUCCAGAAGCAGCUCGUUAUGGAGUCUAUCGAAGCCGCUGGUGUCGCUGAGGGCGCUGGCUACCGUGAUCUCCUCACUGGCGGUCGUACUCAGCACUUCCGUCGCAUGCUCAUCGGAUCCUCUUCCCAGAUCGCCCAGCAGCUGUCUGGUUGCAACGCUGUUAUCUACUACUUGCCUGUACUGAUGGAGGACUCGCUGAACAUGGAUACAUUCAUGUCCGACAUUCUUUCCGGUGUUAAUAUGAUUGUCUACGCCCUGUUCGCCACCUUCUCCUGGUUCUUCAUUGAGAAGAUCGGUCGCCGCAAGCUCUUCCUCGGUGGUAUGACCGGCCAGAUGAUCGCCAUGAUCAUCGUCUUCGCCUGCUUGAUUCCUGGAACCACCGGCCCCGCCAAGGGUGCGGUCUUCGGUCUCUUCUUAUACAUGGCUGUCUUCGGUGCCACGAUGCUCCCUCUGCCAUGGCUGUACCCCGCCGAGAUCUCGCCCAUCCGCACUCGUGCCAAGGCCAACGCUGUCUCCACCUGCUCCAACUGGCUGUUCAACUUCACCGUCGUCAUGAUCACUCCCGUUUUGAUCUCUAACAUCGGUUGGGGAACUUACCUCUUCUUCGCUGCUUGGAACGCCGUCUUCAUCCCCGUUAUGUACUUCUUCUACCCCGAGACCGCUGGUCGCAGCCUUGAGGAGAUUGACAUUAUUUUCGCCAAGGGCUACUGCGAGAAGAUCAGCUACGUCAAGGCUGCUCGUGAGCUGCCCAGGCUCACUGAUGCUCAGGUUGAGGAGAAGGCACUUGAGUACGGCUUCGGUGAUCUCGGUCACCCUGAGGACCUUGAGAAGGGUAACCCCAACUCCAGUUCCGACGAGAACCAUGAGGAGGAGGUCCGCACUGCCACUAUCAACGAGGACUAG
Messenger RNA from Penicillium odoratum, 1611 nucleotides. Its product is annotated as Sugar transporter STL1. Gene Ontology annotation, molecular function: carbohydrate:proton symporter activity. The transcript has a single exon. Lineage: Eukaryota; Fungi; Ascomycota; Eurotiomycetes; Eurotiales; Aspergillaceae. Gene Ontology annotation, cellular component: membrane. The coding region runs from base 1 to 1611 and encodes 536 amino acids. Gene Ontology annotation, biological process: carbohydrate transport; transmembrane transport. The record is from RefSeq and is a predicted model, not a curated record.